CUCCGUUUGACUGCGAGAACGGACGCGUUGCUUCAUCAUUUCAAUCACUUUCGUCGCCUCCACACUUUUCCAGCGUAUCCUGAACUCCAGAUUGUUGCGACCAUUCUGCCACUCAAUUUGGAACCAUUCGACACCUUGCCCUAUAAGACGGCACCUCCCUCGAUCGCGAAGCCGAGCAAAGUGACCCCCCGCAUUCACACCUUGAUAACAGGCUUUGCAUCAGCUUGACAAGAGAUAUCACUUUGCACAGGCUCUUACCUUGGAUGGUAGCAAAGAUUUCAUAAUUACCACAAUGGCUCAGACCAAAAGCGCCUCGCGGCCUUCUCUCGGCACUCCUACAAAAGGUCGAAGACAAUCCUCCGGAGUCUAUGCAUCCCCAAGACAGAGAACAGGUGGCAAAAGCUAUUCUAGACCACAACCUGGAGAUCCCAUCCCAAAGCGCACACCUACCCGCCGCCGCUACCGACCUGGGACUAUCGCGCUACGAGAAAUUCGACGUUAUCAACAAUCCACAGAUCUUUUAAUAUUGAAGCUUCCUUUUGCUCGACUUGUACGCGAGAUUGCUGAAGAGAUUGUGCCUUAUGGUGCAGGAGGUUUCCGGUGGCAGAGUCAGGCGAUCCAAGCCCUGCAAGAGGCCUCGGAGGCUUUCCUCGUCCAUCUGUUCGAGGACACCAACCUUUGUGCCAUCCAUGGCAAACGAGUCACCAUUCAACAGAAGGACAUUCAAUUAGCCAGACGCUUGAGAGGCGCCUGGGGUGGCUUGGGAUGACCAUGUCUGUCAUAAUGAAUUUUGGGUAUCACGAACUGGAUUGUCGGAUUAGGAGUUGGAUAAUGUGCAUAUACUGUUCACCAAGGAAGUUGAUUCGAGUAGUACGCUAUGGAUAGCAUGGGCAGGCCACUCGUCAAGCAUUUGCAGCUUUUGUAUGCUGUCCGUCGUCGUUGGGUUAUGGAUCAUGAUAGCGUAUUUAGAUAUGGUAAUUGGACUAUACAGGAUUGCUCCUGGGAAAAACCAGCGAAGCUAUAAUUGCAUUGACACCAA
Molecule: messenger RNA, 1039 nt
Organism: Exophiala mesophila
Lineage: Eukaryota; Fungi; Ascomycota; Eurotiomycetes; Chaetothyriales; Herpotrichiellaceae
Product: histone H3-like centromeric protein cnp1
Exons: 2
Coding region: 293-769 (158 amino acids)
Cellular component (GO): nucleosome
Molecular function (GO): protein heterodimerization activity; DNA binding; structural constituent of chromatin
Source: RefSeq, a predicted model, not a curated record